AUCGUCUCUUGACCCUGGGCACAAAAGAAUUAACGAUCAACAUUCGGUAUUCAGUGGAAGAAAAUUCAAUAUUUAUCGAGGAUAAAUUCACACUCGUAACAAUAAAAAUCAGUGACAUAUUUUGGUGACAGCGAAAUCACGAAUUUAACGACACACGAUCGAAUGAAGAACAACGGUGAUUACGUCAAUUCACGACAGAAUGAAGAAACAAAGAAGCUACGGAGACGAGAUAAGUACGAAUUAACGAAACACGAAGAAACUAAGGGUCGAGUUAUGAGUACGAGGAUUAACGCGAGAGCGAAAAUUCAUGCUAUUGAUCUCUGCUACCUUCGAGUAUCGAGGCUUCAUUGCAAAGGAAAAUUGAAAUAAAAUCGCGAGUGCUGAGAGCCCCGAGAAGCAUUUAAGUAUGGGGAGUCAAUGUUGCAAGUGCGCGAACGGUGACAAGAAACAUCGCGGCUCGGUCUCUUCUGUGUAUCGGUUUCGCGGUGAUGUUCCGAUGCCAUCGGAUCGUUAUCAGAUCCAAGCACGUGGCAAUGUCGUACAAUUGACGCUAAAACAAUCGCAGAAAGAAGACUCGGGUCACUAUGCCCUCGUGGCGAAAAAAUUAUCAAGCGGACUGUCGUUACCGAGCGAUGGGAGCUUGGAAUCGAAACACAGAAUUUGCCUGAGUAUUCAGGAUCCGAAGAGCCUCAUCGAGGAGGGUGAACCACCGAUAUUUUUACGCCGACUGAGCGAUCUCGCCGUUAAAGUUGGUACGAGGACACGAUUUCUCGUUGAAAUCCGAAGUUCCACGAGUCCUAAGGUGACUUGGCACAAAAAUGACGAGCUCGUGCAAUCCGGGCCGAGACUGUCUUUCGUUCACGAGGGUAAUUUCUACUGCGUCGAUGUUGCGCCUGUUAUGGUCGAUGACCAAGGUCACUGGACCUGCAUGGCUGAGAAUGGGAGUGGGAGAUCUUCGUGCACGUCUUUCCUCAGCGUUAUCGUUCCAAAGGCCUACAAGAAGCCCGAAUUCGUCGAGGAGUUGAAGGCUUUGCUAACGGAAACCGGGACCGUCUCCCUCGAAUGCAAAGUCGUCGGUGUCCCAACUCCGGUGUUGAAAUGGUUCAAGGAUCAGAAAGAGAUCAAGGCCGGGGAUGUUUUCGCCUUGACAGCCAACGCCGACGAUCCAACUUCGUUGGGAACUUACACCUGCGAAGCUGUUAAUUGCAUGGGAACGGCGUGCUCUUCGUCCAAGGUCCAUGUCGUGGGGAAGGGCAGCAGAGAAGGAUCCCUCAAGCCAGCCGAUGCCCUCACACCUUCAGGACCACUUCCGGUCUUCGAGAAAAUUUUGCGCGAUGAAUCCUGCCGGAUCGGAGAUACGCUGGUGCUUUCUUGCCAAGUUCACGUCCCACCCUGGCCGAAGGCCAUCACUUGGUACAACAAAGAGGGCCGAGUCGAACCGAGCGAGAAAUAUCACGUGAUCGCAGACGGCCUCGGUGGCUAUUCGAUCGAAAUAAAAGGAGUCGAGGCCAUGGACGAGGGCGAAUGGAAAUGUGUGGCAACGAGCUUGGAAAACAUGAAGCAAUUCACAACCUGCCACGUGGCUAUGUCCAUUCCGAAAAACUACAGAAUGCCACGUUUCAUGGAAAGCUUGAAAGCUGUUUUAACCGAAGAGGGGCUGGUCUCGUUCGAGUGCAAGGUCGUUGGCUUCCCAACUCCUUUGCUCAGGUGGUUCAAGGAUGGACAGGAGCUUCAUCCAGGCGACGUUUAUCAGCUCACUGGUACCAAUUCUCUAGGUUCCUACUGUUGCAUCGCGAGGAACUGCAUGGGCGAGGCCAAAAGCAUAGCCGAGUUGACGGUCGAAGACAUUCAAAAUCAGUUGAACGAUGAGGAGCGCAUGCAGCUGAUGAGCUCUAACCAAGCCCCGAAGUUCGUAAAAGGCUUGAGGAGUUGCGAGGCGAGGAUAAACGAAGAUUUCACAUUCACGAUACAAGUGAGCGUCUCGCCGGAGCCCAGUUUGUCGUGGUAUCGCGACGACGUUGCUAUCAUCGAGAGCGAAAAAUAUCGUCUAGCGAAGGAAGCACUCGGCACGUGUAACCUCGAAGUGAAGAAGCUCGAAUUCAUGGAUCAGGCGGAGUGGAAAUGUGUGGCUGCGAAUGACUUUGGCCACAGCGUAACGUCCUGUUUUCUCAAGCUCAUUAUACCGAAACACUUCAAGAAACCAAAAUUCCUCGAGAGCCUCAGAGCCAUCCUGUCGGAAGAGGGGGCAGUCAAUCUCGAGUGCAAAGUGAUCGGCGUGCCCCAGCCGAUUUUGAAAUGGUACAAAGAUGGAGUCGAACUUAAACCUGGCGACAUACACAGAAUAAUAUCAGGCCAGGAUGGAACUUGCUGUUUGGGCACGUACACUUGCGAAGCAACCAAUUGCAUGGGUUCGGUCUCCAGCUCCGCUUCGCUCCUGGGCUUCGAGGAUCGCGUCUCCGUGCGCAAGGAAGAAGCCAAAGAGCCACCCACGCCCCUUCACGAGCUGGCACGAAAUUUGUCGCUCUCGACCAUCCACGAGGAAAGAACUUCGCAGCUGUACGACACUCCGCAGACCGAUCACUCGAUCACGAUGGACGAUCGUGGCGAAGUCUCGUUCAGCUUCGAUGGCAAAGAGGUCUCCGUUAGCCUCUACGAAACGCCCGACUUGACGGAGGAGGAAGCGUUGCAAAUUGUCGAAAUGUACGCCGAUCAACUGUCCGAACACAUAACCGAGGGCAAUAUUAUCGAGCUGCCACCAAUGAGGUUCACGAAAGAAACCUCGACGACCGGAAAUCUGUUGAUGGAAGCCGUCGUUAUCGACGUUUCCCCGGAUUACUUCGUUCCCGAUGAGGAAGGCGACGAUUUGCGGACGGAAGCAGACGUCGAGGACGUUUCCAUAAUGGACGACCAAAUGCAGAGCCUUCGAUCUUCCUCGUUCGCCGGUGACGUCCAGAGUGAUCGCGUGCCCUCCGGUUCUCCACCUUCCCGGCCACCCCGGCGGAAAGAGAGUCGAGAAAGUUUCUCCUCCCGCAGCGAAAGGAGCGAGAAAAGUUUGCCCAAAGGGUUCGACUGGUCGGAGAGUUACCACAGCGCCAAGGAGCCUUCGAUCCAGGCACAGUCUCUCCAAGGUCAAGACGACAGUGCGGAGGCCUUCACCGACGCCCUCUCGUCCUCCGGAGCAGGACGAUCCAGGGCAGAGGAAUCGAGAGACAUUUACGCCUCGUUCGUCGAACAGACCAUCGAGAAAUUAUCCUUCGACGAAACCACCGCGGAUAUUUCGAAUAAGCAAGACCUCAACGCGGAAGGCGCCACAGCAACCCAAAUUGGAGAAUCUUUCGUGGAGGAAAUUCCGAUAAAACGAAAAAAGAGGAAAGGCAAAGCAUCGAGAACGCCGAGUCUCUCAUCCAAAGCCAGUUCCGAAGAAUCUUAUUCUAUGGAGGUUGAUGAAAGAGGGAAGAGAAGAUCGAGCAAGAGUGGCAAAGGCCGGGACCGAAGGGGCAGCGCCAGCAGCAACAAAAGUGGCAAAGGCCGCUCGAGCAGAAGCGGAAGCGAAAGUGGAAAGUUCGAAUCAGCCGUUUCUGCGGAUUUGCGAAGGAGAGAAUCCGACGCUACGAUCAUGGUUGACGACGUCAGGAUCGAGCAGAUCGAAGAAAUGGCUUUUAUCGAGUCCGGGGAAAGAAUUGAGCCCGAUUACCUCAGAGAAAAUGAAAGACUCGAGGAGCAACAAACUUUACAAAGAACGGAGGUCACCGCGCACGAAGCUGACAGCUCGACAUUGAAGUCCAACAAGGAAAGGUUGCUGGAGAGCGUCUACAAGCUCUCCGAACCCGUCAUGAGCCUCAGGGAUAAUCUCGUCAACUUGGACACUCUUUUGCCUCUCUUCCAGCCUCAGGAGAGUUCAGCUGACGCAGAAAGAACGCAGAAUGAAAUAACCGAAAAAAUUGUCUUGCCGGUUGAGAGUCUCUGCGAACAAGUUUCCGAAAUAGAGACCAAAGCGUUGAAGUCAGCCGGCGACAGAUCCCUCGCACAAAGUGUUCGGAUUUCAUUGCUCGAAGCGAUCGGUGGGCCUACCGAAGAGCUUCUUCGUGGCAUCGAACUGAUAAGACGUCAAAGCGGUCCGUACGAUCCAAAAUCGAAUUUGAUAGUAUUGGAAUCGCUAACCGACCCGGUUGACGAAAUUUUAGUGGGUCUGACUCGAAUUGAGAAAGAGCUGACUUCGAGGGAAGGUGCAGAAUCAGCUUUACUGCAGACGGAGAAGCCGAUAGCGCUCGAGCGAAUGUCUCGAGGAGUAUCACGGCUGGGCGAAAACGUAGUUGAAAUAGUGGAGCGGAAGGUCCUAUUCGGAGACGAAUCCACGAGUCUUUCGGUGAUCGAGAGACUGCAGUCGGUUCAUCAGAGUCUCGAGGCUUUUCUGAGCACGAUCCCGUUGAGCGAGGCGACCGGAGCCCUUGAGAACAACGUCGACACUCUCGUGGUCGAAACGCUGGUCCGUCCUGUGGAGGAAUUGUCCCGGAAUCUCAACUCCUUCGGAGCGUCGAAUGCCACGUCGCAGACGUACGAAGAAAAGGCUUUGGUGGAUCUGGAAAAAUCAAUGAUUGAGAUGCGAACGAGAUUAGAAGCGUUGACACUCGCGCUGGAAACUUACGAGAGAGAAUCUGGGGAACGAGGGAUCACGGAGCUGCACGCUGAUUUGGUCAAGUUCCUCAGAUACACGAUGGACGACGCUGUCGAGCGCUUGGAGAAGCUGAAGGUCAAGAAAAGACGCGUGACCCAGGAAAUCGCCAAGAAGGAAUCCGCAGAACUCUCGACCGUGGAAGAACGAUCUGCCGAGAGUACGGUAGAGUCUUCAGAGCCUGAAGAAACGAACGUUCUCCAAGAGCUGGUGAAAAAUACGUUGGCAGUGAUGGAGACGGUCACCGUUCCGUCAAUCGCAGAGGCCCAAAUCGCGGAAACCCACUCGCUCGAGAGCAGCCGCCUUCCCCUAGAAAUAAUCGAAGAAAAGUCGAGUACAGAAACCGAAGAAACUCCAGCGACAAGUAUAGAAAAGAAAAAAAAAGAUUCCCCGGGAGAGAAAAAAGUUCAGCAAGUCCCGGAGCUCGAUACGGAUUUGAGUCUUCCGGAAAUGUUGCUCGAUCCGCUCAUAGACGUGCAGGCUAACCUGAGUGACGUCAUAAGCGAUUUCGAGUCCCAGGAGAGCGCCGAAGAAUCUUCGCUCCCGGGCAGCAGUGAACUGGCCGCUUGUUUGCUGGAACUACGAGAAUCCGUCGCGACAGCAGCGCACACGGCGACGACGCUCAAGUCAGCGAGCACAGUCGACGCUCUCGUCGAUCUGCGAGAGCCUCUGCUGGAUCUGCAGCUCGCCAUGACGACAGCAGUCUCGCCCGGUGAGGUCAAGCUCAUUCGAGAAGCCACGGCACCCCUGACCGAGCUCAAGGUCAUCGUGGCUGCAGCCAUCGAUUCGGCUCAGACAUCGGAAGCUUCGCGGGUUCAAAUGAAAUCCGUUUUACGCAUGUUGGAGGACAUUGAGGCGGAAGUAUCGAAAGUUGAGACCCCAGCGGUCGUUCCCGAAGCUUCGGUGAGCCUGGAGAUACCUGAAGUCAAGGUUGUUCCGACGAGACCACCAGAAGCGGUUGAGAAAGCAGCCAUAGCACUGACAGGCGUCCAUUUCGCACUCUCCACAGUCCUCGAACGCAUAACACUUGCCCGAAACGAAAGUGAGGAUUCCGCGACUGCACGUCAAGUGGCCGAGCGUACCGGGCGUUCGCACCUCAUCUCGAGCAUCGAGGAGCUCCGUCAGAGCGUUGGCAAUCUUGCCGUAGCUGUCGGGAGUCCGGUAGUUUUUAAGGCAAACGACGAUCAAUACAACAACGAAAUCUUCUUCGACGAACUGUCGAAGCUCGAGGAGCCCCUUUUGAAUCUUCAGAAAGUCCUCUUGACCGAACGACACGACCCUGACGAUCGCCACGUUUUGAACGACGUGGCUGCUCCUAUUAGAAACUUGAAGGAAGUCGUCCAAAAUGCAACGAAAGAGAUCGGAAGCGGACCAGCUCCAGUUGUUUUGGAACUCAUUGAAGACGUCGAGAAGGACGUAACGCUGAUCGCUAUGGAAGCUCUGAAAAAAGCACUCGCAGCCAAAUCCGAAAGCUCCGAGGACGAUGGCCGAGCCUCUAUAAGUUCCUCGUCCAAGCCAGGAGAAGUUCCAGCAAUUAUUUCCAUGUGGCUCGAUCCCAUCGAGGAUUGGUUGACCUCCACUGCCGAAGAAAGCGUUGAAAUCGAAGAGGAUUAUCCUGAAAAAUCCACCAUCGUUCCCGUCAUCGACGAUUUCAAGAGGGAAUUAUUGAAAAUUGCUAUUCAAACCUCCUACUCGGAGCCACCCAGUGACGCAGCUCUCAUCGAAUCUCUCACCGAGCUUCAAGAGCCUCUCGCCAGAGUCUGCGCCGUUCUCACCGAGUGCCACGAGCCAGAAAGUCUCGAGAUCGUCGAAGGCCUGGUCCAGCCGACGAGGCAUCUUCUGGGCACGAUUCUCGAUGCAUCCUUGAUUCACGAAGCUGCUCGAGUUCUGCGUCCCGUAAUGGAAGCCAUCGAGGAACUAGAAAAUCAAAUACCGUUGACCAUCAAGAGAAUCAACUACGAGAAAGCGCUCCAGAGAGUCGUCCGGUCGAUGACCCCUGAAGAACCCAAGACCCUCGUCGCUGAUGAUCUCCCUGAAAUGCUCGCAGGAGUUUCCGGUCAGGCAGACAUCGCCGAGGAAUCUAAAGUGCCGGAAACGGCGGUCGCGACUCUCCAGCAAUCUUCAACCGACGCUGUUGCAGUAGAAAACCAAGUCGAACAACUUCUCGAAAAUGUUUCUGAAGAUUCUCCACCCCUGGAGCACAAAAUCGAGGCCGUAGAACUCGUGCAACCGCCAGAAGAAUCCGUUCAAACGAAUCAGGUGGUUGUCAAGGUGGAUGAAGCUACGAAGGCAUCGGAGCAGGAAACUGAGCACCAGGAACCUUCGAAAGCAGAAGAGGCUUCGAGACAAACUGACGGCAUUGAAACUCGAGCAAUCGGGCAAACGGAAAUUCCAACUAAACCGGCAGAAGCGAAAAAAUUGGAAAAUUUACAAAACUUACGAUCUGACACUGUCGAGCUCAUAACCGUUGACAAUCGACCAUUCUCGGAAACGAUAACUCAGAUGGAAGCAGCGCAGAGUGGGAAAGUUUCCACUUCGGAGACGUCACGUGCCGAUCAACUGGACCUGUGGACAUUGACACUGCUCGGGCCUCUGGAUCGACUGGGAAACGCAGUUUUAUCUCUGGACCGUUCGAUCGACGAAUUGGCCCACGGUUUGCUGUGCCGGCCCUUGGAUUCUCUCCACAAGCAAAUCGAGAUCGCUGAAUCACAGUUCAACCGGCCGGUCGGUCAAUCCCUGGAGAACGACGUCGAGACCAUAAUCGAAGGUUUCCUAUCACCAGUAAAUCAACUCCAUUCGGCCCUGAGUGCGGCCGUUCGCGUCUGGAAUGAUGAGCAGCCGAGGAUCGUCGUGCGUGACCUUCUGCGCUCGAUCGCUGACUCCUCCACCGAGCUGUGCGGGUUAUUGGACUCGUUGCGAGAAAAACUGAUCGUGCAGAAGGCCGAGCAAACCCUGCAGGCCCAGCAGGAAGAUGCGUCACUCGUAGAGACCAUAAACGCUGUCGUCGCACCCUUGGAAGACGUCAGAAAUCUCAUCGAGGACGCUCUCAAGAGUCUCGCUUUUGCAGAUUCCAGCGAGAAACCUGAGGACGAUCAUUCCGCACAUGAACAAACGAAAAAAGAAAAUGAAGCUGUGCUGAGCUUGGUUGAGGGCGAAACGAGCAAGGAAAUUGUUGAUUCACGCGCCGAAUCGUUGGAAGGGAAGGCGAGUGUCGAAGACGCGCCGAAGGCUUCGGUGAGCCAAGCGCAAACGUCGAUGGACAUUGAGACGGAGGAUAUUUUGGCAACUGAGGAGCUGGAAAAAGUUUUUGAACGACAAGAAAAAUUGGGUGAACUCGAGCAAGCCAGCGAGAGCGUCGAAACUUCGGUCACAGAUCGAGCUGCUACGUCGCAACCGGAAACUAUCACUAAGGUGAAAAAAGGGAUCAAGGGCAAGGAAGAUUCAAUGGACAUUGAAGAAACGACGGCGAAACCCCUCGAAGAACUCAUCGAAGCGAUCGUCGAUUCGUCGGUUGCACCGAGGCACACUUCAUCGUCGCCGGAAGACUACCAAUCCAUCUCACCGGAUGUUUCUGAAGAAGCCGUGCCUCGAAGCGCUGAUAUUGAAAGUGCAGCGGCAACCGCGAAGCAGAAAGAACAAGCAGAGCUUCUCGGUAAAGAAAUUAUCUCCAAAGAAGAAAUCACUGCAGGAGCUGCAAUCGGAGAAACCGCUCGACAAGCCGUCACCGAAAUUUUGGCCGUCGCCGCCGGAGUCGCGGAGGUCUCUGAAUCCAAAUUACAAAUCCUUAAGGAAGCGGCCAUCGCUGAAGAUGAAAAUCGUGGAGAAAGCUUGGGACACGUUGCCAAGGAGGAUUUGCCUCCGGAAAAAGCGACGUUGCUUCCUGGAGAAAGUCUCGCGACCGCUGAAAGUGAACAACUUAAGAGCUUGAAGCUCGAGGUUCCCGGGGUCUCUGAAGCGAACGUUCCUGAAGAAGGCGUCGGUGAGAUGGUCACCGAGCGAUCUGCGGAGGAGAAAGCUCGGCUAUCGGAGAUCGAAAGCUUGGCCGAAGCGGGCUUGACCGAAGCCCCGGAAACGAGGAUCAAAACGGUGGACGCCGCUUCGUCACAGUUCGAAAUUGCUGAGGAGAGUUUCCAGGAACUUUCGUCCGAGAAGCUGGAACAACGAAAGGCUGAAAUUAGUCACAGCGAAGAACUAGCUCAAGCUGGAAUCGUAGAAGGUCCCGAGAUGCUGGCUAAGGCGAGAGAUGCGAAAACAUCGCAACUGACAACGGAAAGUCUCGAGGAAAAUUUGGAAGAAAUUCUCGUUGGAAAAAUGGGAGAAGAAAAAGCUCAAGUUCGGCAUGAAGAAAGUUUGGCUAGAGCCGCAGUCACAGACGCACCGGACAAGAAAAUCGAACCGAGGGAGGCUGAAUCGUCAGAAGUGGAAUUGGAAACCACUGCGGAGCAUCGGCACGCAGAAAACCUGGAGGAACAUCGCGCCGAAAUUCGAGACAGUGAAAUUCUGGCCACAGCCGUCAAAACGGAAGCUGCUGAAACUAGAUUGAAAGAAACUUCUCAAUUUGCUGACACUUUGGAGGAAAGUGUGCAAGAAUUAGUUGUAGAAAGGUCAGAAAAGCGAACUGCUGAAUCGAGCCAAACCGGAGGUCUUCGGACAGCACGAAUCGAUGCACCAGAGACGAUGCAAACCGCGGGGAUUGGUACGCCGGAAAUGAUGGAAGAGCGUCUCGAAGAAAUAAUCUCUGAAGGACCCUCGCUUCAAGAGGCGAAUAUUUCCGUCGAAGAAUUACGUCACAAAGCUCGAGUAGCCGAAAUCGAAGCAGCCAAAGUCGCGAAAUUGAGGGAGGAAGAUACGAUCGAACCCGAGAAAUCAACGAUCGUUGAAAUCGUCGAAACGCCCACACAAAAAAUCUUCAAGAUUAAAAGAGCAGCGGCGGCUGACGAAGAGCCUCAGAUCGAGGAAAAAAUCGUCGUUAAACCCGUUGAAGAUGUGGUCGCCAUGGAAGAGCAAAACAUCGUCGAGGUCGUUGAGACGCCCACCGAAAAAGUGAUAAAACUGAAAAUCCCUCGAGAAGGCAAGGACGGCAUCGCUGAAGAAGUCUUCGAAGAAAUCGUCCUCAAGAAACCAGUCGAAGGAUGGGCCAAGAGUCUCGUGGAAGAGGAACGACUAGCGUUAUCGGUCUCCGAAGCCAAAGUCCAGGAAUUUGUAGCUGCCAAUGUUUCGUCUGAAAAAACGAAAGAAAAUCUUGACGGUGAAGAAAUCGAAAUUGACGAUGGCAAAGAGCAGUUGAAAGAGCGAAUAGAUGAAGAGGCCCGAGGAGGGGAGUCAAAGACUGCGAGUAAAGAAGAGGCUGAAAUUUCGCUCAAGGAAGAAACCCAGAAACUGGAAGAAGAAACAUUCAAACGCGAAGAAUGUGAACGUCUCAGGGUCGAGGAGGAGGAAAAACAACGCGAGGUGCUGGCUGAGAAAAUGAAGAAGGAAGAAAUUGAGGCUCAAGAAAAAAUGAGAGAAGAUGAAGAAAAAUUAAAACAAGAACAGUUACGAAAAGAGGAAGCUGAGAAACUGAAAAGAGAAGAAGAAGAAGAAGAAGCAAAACUGCGGCAGGAGGAGGCUGAGAGAGUGGAACAGAUGGAGCGAGAACGGCAGGAAAAAGAAAAGGAAGAAGCUGAGCGUAGGAAAAGAGAAGAAGAAAGAGUCAGGGAAGAGGAAGAAACUGCAAGACUCGAAAAAGAGAAACUGGAACGUGAAGAAAGAGAAGAACGAGAACGACUCGAAAGAGAAGCGGAAGAUAAAUGUCGGAGGGAAGAAGCAGAGCGAGAAGAAGCUGAGAGGCUGAAGAAAGAGGAAGCCGAAAGGAUUCGAAGAGAAGAGGAGGAGGAGGAGAGAAGAGAGAAAGAAAGAGCUGAACAAAUCCAACGGGACGAAGAAGAGAGACUGAGGAGACAAGAAAUCGAGCGGAUGGAAAGAGAAGAGGAGGAGAGAAGAGAGAGAGAAAAAGCGGAAGAAAUUCAACGGGAAGAAGAGGAGAGACUGAAGAAUCAAGAAAUUGAACGAAUACAAAAAGAAGAGAAAGAAAGAAUGGAAAGGGAAGAAGCUGAACGAAUCCAGAAGGAGGAAGAGGAGAGACUGAGGGAAGAAGAAUUGGAACGCGAACGAAUGGAAGCGGAAAAACUGAGGAAGGAAGAAGCCGAGCGUUUGGAAAAAGAAGAAUUAGAGCGGAAGAAACGAGAGGCUGAAAGAUUGAAACGAGAAGAGUUGGAACGCGUGGAAAUGGAAGAGGAACGAAUCCGAAAGGAAGAAGCGGAGAGAUUGGAUAAGGAAAAAUUAGAACGGGAGAAGCAGGAAGCUGAGAAAUUGAAACAAGCGGAAUUGGAACGUGAGAGGCAAGAAGAAGAACGGCUGAAGAAAGAAGAAGCUGAGCGGUUGGAGAGAGAAGAAACAGCUAAAUUGGAACGGCAAAAACAGGAGGAAGAACGAGUGAGGAAAGAGGAAGCGGAACGAUUGGAACGGGAGAAGCAGGAAGCGGAAAGAUCGAAGAAAGAAGAAUUGGAACGCGCGAAGAAAGAAGAGGAAGAACGACUCGAGAAAGAGGAAAGGGAAAAAUUAGAACGAGAAAAACUAGAAGCAGAAAGGCAAGAAGAAAAGGAGCGAGCGAAGAAAGAAGAGGAAGAACGAAUCAAGAAAGAGGAAGCAGCGAAAUUAGAACGAGAAAAACAAGAAGCAGAAAGGCUGAAGCAAGAAGAAAAGGAGCGAGCGAAGAAAGAAGAGGAAGAACGAAUCGAAAAAGAGGAAGCAGCGAAAAGAGAAGAGGAAGAACGAAUCAAGAAAGAGGAAGCAGCGAAAAGAGAAGAGGAAGAACGAAUCAAGAAAGAGGAAGCAGCGAAAUUAGAACGAGAAAAACAAGAAGCAGAAAGGUUGAAGCAAGAAGAAAGGGAGCGAGCGAAAAGAGAAGAGGAAGAACGAAUCAAGAAAGAGGAAGCAGCGAAAUUAGAACGAGAAAAACGAGAAGCGGAAAAAUUAGAACGGGAAAAACAAGAAGCGGAAAGAUUGAAGCAAGAAGAAGUAGAACGCGCGAAGAAAGAAGAGGAAGAACGACUGAAGAAAGAAGAAGCAGCAAAAUUGGAACGGGAGAGGCAAGAGGCAGAAAGAUUGAAGCAAGAAGAAUUAGAACGCGCGAAAAAAGAGGAGGAAGAACGUCUCAAAAAGGAAGAAGCAGCAAAAUUGGAACGGGAGAGGCAAGAGGCAGAAAGAUUGAAGCAAGAAGAAUUAGAACGCGCGAAGAAAGAGGAGGAAGAACGUCUCAAAAAGGAAGAAGCAGCAAAAUUGGAACGGGAGAGGCAAGAGGCAGAAAGAUUGAAGCAGGAAGAGUUAGAGCACGCAAGAAAAGAAGAGGAAAAACGACUGAAGAAAGAGGAAGCGGCUAAAUUGGAGCGGGAGAAACAGGAGGCAGAAAAAUUGGAGCGAGAAGAAUUAGAGCGCGCGAAAAAAGAAGAGGAAGAUCGACUGAAGAAAGAAGAAGCAGCAAAAUUGGAGCGGGAGAGGCAAGAGGCAGAACGAUUGAAGCAGGAAGAGUUAGAGCGCGCAAGAAAAGAAGAGGAAGAACGACUGAAGAAAGAGGAAGCGGCUAAAUUGGAGCGGGAGAAACAGGAGGCGAAAAAAUUGGAGCGUGCGAAGAAAGAGGAGGAAGAACGACUGAAGAAAGAGGAAGCUGCUAAGUUGGAGCGGGAGAAGCAGGAGGCAGAAAAAUUGAAACAAGAAGAAUUAGAGCGUGCGAAGAAAGAAGAGGAAGAACGCCUUAAGAAAGAAGAGGCAGCAAAGUUGGAAAGGGAGAAACAAGAGGCGGAAAGAUCGAAACAGGAAGAAUUGGAGCGUGCGAAGAAAGAAGAGGAAGAGCGUCUCAAGAAAGAAGAGUCAGAAAAAAUCAAGAAAGAAGAAGAAAAACUGGAACGAGAAAAACAAGAGGCUGAACGACUGAGAAAAGAAAGAGCCGAACGCGUGAAGAGGGAAGAGGAAGAGCGACUGAAAAAAGACGAAGUAGAAAAGUUGGAGAAAGAAAGGCUCAGGAAAGAAGAACUGGAACGUGCGAAAAAAGACGAGGAGGCUAAGCUUGAGAAAGAGAAAACGGAAAAAGGAAAACAAGAGGCUGAACGUCGAGAGAAAGAAAAAGCAGCGAAACUGGAAAAAGAUAAAGAAAUCGAACGUCAGAAACAAGAAGAAGAUAAACUCCAAAAGGAAAAAUUAGAAAAGGAAAGAGAAACGGAACGAUUGAAGUUGGAGGAAGAAAAAGCGAAGAAAGCUGAAGCCGAAAGUCAGAAGAUUCGAGAAUCGCAGCAACUUGAGGAGAAGAAAGAAGCUGAAAAAUUGAAAAACGAGGGACUCGAACAGCAGCGGAAAGGAACGGCCGAGGCAACACAAGAUAGUAAAAUCCCCGAAGAAGACGACCGAGUCGAGAAGCCUCGAAAGAGCUCGAGAAAAGGAAGUACCGAAGACGAUGUUAAGGAGCUGAAGAAAAAAGACUCCAAAGAAGGAUCCCGACGCGGAUCCAAGAAAGAAGACUCCACGGAGGAUGCUCCGGAAUUGCAGAAAAAAUACUCCGAGGAAGGAUCUCGACGAGGUUCAAAAAAAGAAGAUCCCAAAGACGAAGUAAAGGGAAUUAAAAAAUCGGACUCCCCGGCAGGAUCCCGGCGAGGAUCGAAAAAAGUAGACUCCAAAGAUGAUGUUAAAGGAUUAAAGAAAAAAGACUCCACCGAAGGAUCUCGGCGGGGAUCGAAGAAGGAAGACUCCACUGAAGAUGUUAAGGUACUCAAGAAGAGAAGUUCCGAAGACGGAUCUCGACGAAGCUCAAAGAAAGAAGACUCCAAAGACGCUGUUGAGGGACUCAAGAAAGAAGAGGGCGAAGGCAAGCGCUUGAAGAAAAAAGAUUCUAUCGGAGAUGGAAAACGUCUGAAGAAGAAAGACUCCACUGAAGGAUCUCGGCGAGGAUCGGAAAAAGAAGACACCCAAGAAGACAUUAAGGAAUCGAAAAAAGAAGAGUCCACCGAGGUACCUCGACGAGGAUCGAAAGUAGAAGAUUCGAAAGAUGUUACAGGGCUGAAGAAAGAAGACACAACAGAAAAGUCUCGAAGAACCUCGACCAAAGAUGGCCCCAAGGAUGACAUUAAGACGAAAGAUUCAAAGGACGAAGCUAAGGAAUUAAUAAAACAGGAUUCGAACGAAGGAUCUCGAGAAUCGAAAAAAGAAAAAUCCAAGGACGAAGUUAAGGGAUUGAGUCGGGAGGACUCGAAAGAGGAGCCUCGAAAAGUCUCGAAAAAAGGAGACUCAAAAUAUGAAGAAAAGCGCUCCCAGAAGCAGGACUCUGAAGAACUUGUUGAAGCCCCGCACAAACAAGAGUCCAUCGAUGGAAAAAGGCGUCGUUCGAGAAUCACUUCGGACGAAGCUCUUACCAAUAAAGAAAAUCUCCCGCAAGCGGCAUCGUUGAAACAGGAGGAAGACGAAGACGAAAAAACCCCGAUGAAUUCCGAGCAAGAGAUCAGAGUCAGAAAGCACGAGGUUCGCAUGGACCAGGAGGUUCCCUCAGAUCAUGAGCUACCCUCGAGUUCGACGAUCCGUACAGACUCCGAGAUGGAUUCCGAAUACUCGGAAUCUUCCAAGUCAGCGGUAUCGCGAGAUCAAGGCUUGCCUCCCAAGACUCGAAGGAGACGAAGUGCUCAGCAGCCAGCGAUCGAAGUCGAUCAAGAGCGAUCCAAAGAGCGUUUGGAUAAUCGGGAAACGGAUCGGCCAAUCUCGAGCAGAACACGAGACGAAACUUUCUCCUCCGAUGACAAACGCUACACGCCUCACUAUUCAUCGACCAGUAGAAUCCACGAGUUCACACCUGGGCCCAGGGAUCGUGGCAAGAGACCCUCAUUCUGCACCAAACUGACAGACAGAACAGCAGCCGAAGGAUCAAGAAUAAAACUCACUUGCACAGUCCUCGGAGACCCAGAACCCCUGGUCUAUUGGACCAAGGAUGGCAAGGAGUUGCCCACCUCCAGCAACCGCCAUUGCACUAUCGAAGAGUAUGGAAUGGCCUCGUUGGAGCUGUACGCAGCUUUGCCCAAAGAUUCCGGCGAAUAUUCCUGCGUUGCGAGAAACGUUCACGGACAGGCCUACACAGAGGCUAAACUCAAAGUCUAUCCUGGAUAUGAGCCCCUGCCUGCCCGGCCAACUUUUACACGAUCGAUCAAAGACACCUAUAACCCUACCGAAAACGAGUUGGUUUUGGAGUGCAGAGUCCGAGGUCAGCCCAGUCCGAAGAUAACUUGGCUGAAGGAUGGUCAAGUCCUCGAAAUAGUGGACCGUUACCAGCAGUGUGACCUCGGUGAUGGUAUUUGUCGUCUGAAGAUUUCGAGGCCUGAUUUUUAUGACGGUGGAUUGUACACCUGCAGGGCUGAGAAUGACUCGAAGGUCGGUGACUGCACCUCGCAUGUCGUUAACUUCGAUGGAAAAGAUCAUGCAGUUGGGUGGCGAGGAAGCUAUCGGAAUCUAACGAGUUCGGAAAGAGACACUGGGAGACCAAGAUUUUCCAGUCAUCUCACUGACCACAGCGUCCCAGCUGGAGGGACGAUCGCUCUGCAGGUUGAAGUAAAAGGAGUUCCGCAACCGGACAUAACUUGGAUGCGCGGUGACAAACGAGAGCCGAUAUCCGCUUACAAAGCUCGCACGUUCGCCGACGCCGGUGUUUAUACGCUCAUCGUCCCGGAAGCGACGGAGUCCGAGACCGGAACUUACGUAUGUCGGGCCAGCAACGCAUACGGCUACGUUGACACUGCGGCGAACGUCGAAGUGGUACCGUCGAGUUCGAGCGAAGGUGGAAAACCUGCGAUGUUCGUAUCACGACCUGCUGAGAAUCUCAUUUACGUAACCUCCGGGGAAGACGUCAGUGUCUCAUUCCGGGUUAAUGGAGUUCCCAAACCACGAAUUGUCUGGAUGAAAGGUCUUCGCGACAUAACGAACGGGCCGAGAUCGUACAAGGAAUCGAGCGACGACUACGUGCGCCUAACUCUGAAGCGUGCUGCAAUCGAGGACGAGGGAACGUAUUGCAUAAUGGCGAAAAAUCGUUAUGGCUGCGACCGAACUUUUUACACAGUAAAGGUUAAACAACGAGCAAGAUCACUGACACCGUCGCACGACUGGGCCACCGUCGACACCGACAACCUGUUGACAAAUAUUCACGACACCGAGAGAUCUUACCUCAAACAAGUACCGGGACCGAUUACGAGUGAGCCGGUGGUCGUAGAUGGAGGGCGAAACUGGUUGGCCCUGAGCUGGGGAAAGGCGGUCCAACAUGGUCCAGCUCCGGUCGUCGCUUACAGGGUUGACGCCUGGCUUCUGGGUGGCGAAGGAGGAGCUCGUUGGGCCGAGCUUGGAAUAACGCCCGUCAACGCGUUCGACGCCUUCAAUUUACGACCUGGUGGCGAAUACAAGUUUCGAAUAACACCGCGAAAUCGUUACGGAUGGGGCGAAGCCCUGACGAUGACGAGCUCCGUCACCGUGCAAGAGAUCGUCAAAUUUCCUGAAUUCACUAAAAUCUUACCUGGCCAACUAAAAGCUCUGCGCAGUGAACUCCUCCAUCUCGAAUGCGAAGUUCGAAGCGAAUCGAAAGCCGAGGUCAAAUGGUACAGAGACACUACCGACGUCGAUUCCUUACAAGACCCCAGAUACAUGACUCAUUACAAUGGCUCUAAAUGCACUAUGACUAUACAAUCGAUCAAGGAAAAUGACUCCGGAAGAUACGUCUGCGAAGCGACGAAUCCUGCUGGACGGGUUUCCACCUUUGCCAGAGUCCAAGUCGUCACAGAUCCAAAAAUUGUCGAAGCUGAUGAAAAAUUACGCAAAAUGAGAACCCUGGAAACGAGCAACGAGGAGCGACCACCCGAAUUCACCAUGAGACUCCGAGACAGAAGAGUACAAAUGACUUAUCCAGUGAGACUCACGUGUCAAGUAUCAGGGCAUCCAGAACCAGAAGUGACUUGGUACAAAAACCGUGAAGAAAUAUUCCCAGAUGAUAACGUUACCUUCUGGGACGACGAGUCGCAUUUCCACACCCUCGAGAUAAGUCACUCGAACGUCGAAGAUUCGGGUAUUUACAUGGCGAAGGCUCGUAAUUUUAACGGUUCAGUAUCCUGCCGCUGUCAUUUGGUCGUCGACAAGGGAAUCCGUGCCUACGUGGCGCCAGAGUUCCUGCGUUUCCUCGACGCCGUUUACACGGUGAAAUCGGGUGGAGAACUGCGAUUGACGGCGCAAAUAGAAGCGUAUCCAACAGUUGGGAUUGUCUGGCAUCGGGACGGGCAUCGAUUACGUCCGAGCAGAAGUACCGUCAUGACAUUGAAUCACGAUGGCAGCGUUGAGCUCUCGUUGGCACACGUGACCCCUCGAGACGCAGGGCUCUACUGCUGCACAGCUACGAACGAGGUGGGACAGACCGAGAGCACCACGAGAGUAACUGUAGUCGGUUCAACCGACGAAGAAAUAUCGAGCAUAAGUCAGUCGUUACCGGACGUUGUCGAGUCACUGGAUGUACCAUACUCGAAAGAACCACUUUUCGUGACGAAACCACUUUCUACCGAAGCGGUUGAGGGCGACACGGUCAUAAUACUGUGCGAGGUGGUCGGUGAUCCCAAGCCGGAAGUCAUUUGGCUCCGAGACUUUUUGAGGCCGGAUUACUACAGGGACGCUGCUCACUUCCGAAGAGUCGGUGCCGGGCCGCAGUAUCGGCUCGAAAUUCCCUACGCCAAACUCGACUUCACCGGGGCUUACACCGUUAUCGCUAAAAACUGUCAUGGCGAAGCGAAAGCUAUAAUCUCUCUGCAAAUCUAUGCCCGGGGACAAGGCAAGAGCGACAGUAGCAUGGAGCACACUUCGGUCAAGCACGGCAAGGUGCAAACUCUCCCGAGCAUCAAACGGCCGCUGCGAGAUCUCCGAUGCUGUGACGGGGACGCGGUCACUCUCAUCUGCAGGGUUUACGCGACACCGGAACCGGACGUUCGAUGGGAGAAAUCUGGAAAGUUACUCCCUCUCGGAGAUGAUUUCGUAGCUGAUUUCGACGGUGAGACAGCUCGCUUGAGUAUUCAGCACGUUUAUCCCGAGGACGAGGGUGAAUACACGUGCGUCGCUUACAACGAUCUCGGGAAAGCUUUCACCUCCGCUUGUUUGAUCGUCGAUGUCCCGGAGGGAAAAGAAAGUGCACUGAGUCGAAGACUCAUACGACCUAUUGGCCUCCUCUCCGCCGAAUCGACGCCCAUUUCGACCCCGAGAUCAACGCCCAUUCGCAGCUUAUCGCCUGCCUGUGUCCCCAGUCGUCGCGAGCUGAAGCCAGCAGUGAGAACGCCGCGCGGUCAAUCGAUCGCCCGACGACCGAGACUCCCGAUUGGUCCCAAGUUCUACGCAGUCCCGCACAAUCGGGUCGCCGAAGAGGGUGAAACCGUAAGAUUCCAGUGCGCUAUCGCCGGCCAUCCAACUCCGUGGGUGACCUGGGACAAAGACGGGAUUCCUGUCACGCCAACCACCCGGAUAACUCUCAAGGAAAAGGACGAUGUCAGGAUACUCGAGAUCACUGAAAUCAAUCACGAGGACGCUGGACUUUAUAGAAUCACGCUGGAAAAUGACGUUGGAAGAACGGAAGCUACUGCCAGGCUCGAAAUUAUCAAAGGGCGUCAUGGCUCCCUCCCAAGGACGAUUCGAACGAGGAGUGCCUCGCCGAGAACUUAUUCGAUUUACAGUAGAAGUCCAGUAACGAUGGCGGUGCGUGGUGACACUCAUCUUCGGCCGAGCAUUCACGACUCUGUGAGCGGACGAGGAGGAGCGUUGAGUCCGACAUUGCCGAGGUGGCAACACAGGAGCGGUAAACCUCCGACGGAGUCUCCGGAGCCGGCUCGACGAACGAACAAGCAGAGACGAGCGACGAGAAGCGGCGACCCGGCCGAGGGAGCGAAGCAGCCGAGUCCCAGGGUCCCGACGGCCCCGAAGCCUCGAAGUUCCUCCGUGCCGAGGGAGAACCGCACGAGAAUCCCCAUCAGUCCUGUCAACACGAAAAAAACGAGUAAAAAGCCUGUCCAAGGGGAAGCGCCCGCAGGGCAUGAUCGAUCGAAUGUAAACUCGAGAAAAACGACGACGACGAAUGGAUCGAUGAUCCCGAAGAGGCUCCCGAUUUCAAGGUCACGCUCACCCAACGCGGAACAGACUCCGGACAGUUGUUCGCGCAACGGUGAAAGUGCCAAGCUCCGGCACUCCCGGGCGGGGCACUUGGAGGUCACGCUGCAUGACGAAACCGUCGACAAGACGGCCCCGGACAGUCGCAGCCACGAACUUCUCCAAGCGGAAGUUGCGAAGAGCCUGCAAGUGUCGACCGCAUCGAAGAACGAAAGCGAGACGACGAGGAGCUCGCGCCUUCCCGUCGACGGUUCCAGGGAACCUCGAGCUCCGGUUAUCCUCGCAGCUCCAGCAGAUUUGCUCGCCCUGAGGGGCACCAAGGUCAUGCUGCUCGCGUCCUUCGACGGCGAGCCCCAGCCGCGGGUCCGAUGGUUGAGGAAGGGUCGGGAUGUGAGACACGACGAUAAAGCCGAAAUUGAAACGAGCCGCGGACUCACUUGUCUCACCUUGAAUGCUGUGACUACCGAACAAACCGGCAAAUAUGCCGUUACGUUGGAAAACAUCGCAGGGAGAGAUUGCCGAUACGUUAAUCUCACAGUCGAAGGCGUUCCUGACCCACCGGCCGGAACACCUUGCGUGCAAAGCAUAACGCGAUCGGGCAAAGCAAUCGUGACCUGGAGAUCGCCUUCUUACGACGGUGGCUGCGCUGUCACCGGUUACAGCGUCGAGAUGAAACGCUCCGAGGAGCCUUGCUGGAUCGCGAUUGCCGAAGCGCGUCACUCCCUCAGUCACACGGUCACCGGUCUCGAGCCUGAAAAUUCUUACAGCUUCCGUGUGAGGGCUGAAAAUGCUCAUGGGCUCAGCGAGCCGAGCGCGACUUCCGAGACUGUCACCGUACCUGGCGAAAACGACGAAGAAAUUGGCGGCCAAGUAUUCACUGCUGAGAUCAACCAAAUCGAGAUCGAGGAAGAGGAGGAAGAAUUCGAGCCAGCAUUCGAGGCCCGGGUCGUCAGCCCCGAGGAUGGAAGUCACUUCGAGGAGCGGUACGACAUAAAGGAAGAAUUGGGCAAGGGAAGAUACGGCGUUGUGAGGAGAAUCGUUGAAAAAUCCACGGGACUGAGUCUCGCGGCGAAAUUCGUUCGAACGAUCAAGGCCAAAGAUCGGCAGCAGGUACACGACGAAAUUGGCAUUAUGAACAGACUCAGGCACCCAAAACUGUUGCGUCUCGCCGCUGCUUUCGAAAAUCCCAAAGAAAUGAUCAUGGUCACGGAAUACAUUUCCGGUGGAGAGCUCUUCGAGAGAGUCGUUGCUGAUGAUUUUACCCUCACUGAAAAAGACAGCAUUCUGUUCGUCAAACAAAUAUGCGAGGGUGUCGAGUACAUGCACGAUCAUUACGUCGUUCAUUUGGAUCUCAAGCCAGAAAACAUAAUGUGCCACACUCGUACGUCCCAUCGCAUAAAACUGAUAGAUUUCGGUCUGGCUCAAACCUUAAAUCCGGACACUCCGGUUCGUGUGCUGUUCGGCACCCCAGAAUUCAUUCCUCCAGAGAUAAUAGGCUUCGAGCCAAUCGGCACCGAGUCGGACAUGUGGAGCGUCGGGGUCAUUUGUUACGUUCUAUUGACCGGUCUCUCCCCAUUUAUGGGAGACAACGACGCCGAAACUUUCGCAAACAUAACCCGAGCCGAUUUUGACUUCGACGACAAAGCCUUCACAGCCAUUUCCUCUGAGGCCAAGGACUUUAUAAGCGCUCUUCUAAUCAAACGAAAAGAGCUGCGAAUGUCGGCCAAACAAUGUCUGGAGCAUCCGUGGUUGGCUCAACAAGCAGAAUGUAUGAGCAGCGUAGCUCUUCCAACUGACAAACUCAAAAAGUUCAUCGUCCGACGAAAGUGGCAGAAAACCGGAAACGCGAUACGAGCUCUGGGCCGAAUGGCAAUACUGUCGGCAAAUAGUCGAAAGAAUCUUUCAGCUGCUUCGUCACCAACUAAAACGAGCUUCGACGACGAAUUAUUUAGCGACGUGACGGGAAACGGAAUGGGUUUUAAGCCCAUUCAACCAGUCGUCAUAAUCGAGGACAGAACGGUCAGCGAUGCCUUUGAAAAAAAGUUAGAGUCCAUUGACCAGGAGGAGGAGACGAUGACGAAUGAUGAAAAUGGGGGAGCCGAAGAGGUUGAAAACGAGCUGGAAACUGCGAAUCUUCCUGAACCGGAAAUACCCAAAGACGAGGAUUUUUCAAAUGGCAUUUCUACCGAGGAUCCCCUCACUGUGACGGAACUCGAUGAUCCUGGAAAUUCCGAGGACGAUGAGCACGAUGACGAGUCCCCGUUGAUCCAGGAAUUCGAUGAUUUCAUCAAAAACGACGAAUUUUCGACUCAAUUUUCAAACACUUGCAUCGAAGAGAUAACCACCAGCGUAACCGCCGAUGACGUAAUCGAGGAUCUCGUUUCGGGAGAUUCAGUGACCUCGUUCACUACCGAAAUCUUAAGAAAACAAAGUUUCAGCAGCUUCGUCAAUUUGGAAAUUAGCGACGAGGCUGCUACCACUGAGACUCAACGAGGAGAAUGCGAAAACGAGCUUGUUCAGGGAGCCAGAGAGUCUCGGGGCACAGUAAUUGAAGCAACCACGAAAGCUGAGAGGACAGAAAGUCGCGACGAAGAAAUUGAGGUCCUCGCUACAAAUUCAAAAAGGAGAGAAAAUACUGGAGAAAUUUCUACGAUACAUUCCGAGAACGUUGAAGAAAAUACAGAGACGAGCCCGAGAACGCCCGUCGUUACUAAAGUUUGGUGUAAAACUAACAAUUCCUUGCUCGUAGACGAGGAAGAUGAGAAUGCAAGGCUAAAGACACACGGACGUUCUCGCCCCUUCGUGCGUACCGGCAGCGUUAGCCGAACGGCGAGGAUGUUCGAGAAAGUCGAUGACACGAAUAAUUCCUCAUCGGCAAAACAGCAGCAUCAGAACCCAACGAAUCGAAGCCAACCGAUUGUACCAGAGACGAGACCCCAAAACGAGCGAAUUCGCAAGGCUUUUGCGUUUUGGAACAAAUAAAAUUUCCCCCUCCCCAGGAAAUGAACGAACAAGAAUCUCAAAAACCGUCUCCCGAUAUUUCGAAACACUUGUUGACGUCGCCUCAUGGAAUUAAUACUUUUUGAUUAGUCAUUUUUGUUUUAUUUCGACAAAAGGAAAACAAUGACGAAAAGUCCAUCACGCGAGGGAAAGGACUCGAUUUUUGGGUUAAACAAAAUUGUGUACACAUAAACGAUGUAAUUUCACUAGAGUCUGGAAAAACAAACACUUGGGCCUUGUAUGUGUGUAAACAUUACAUGUCUAUACGUCA
Molecule: messenger RNA, 22130 nt
Organism: Venturia canescens
Lineage: Eukaryota; Metazoa; Arthropoda; Insecta; Hymenoptera; Ichneumonidae
Product: titin homolog
Exons: 35
Coding region: 407-21841 (7144 amino acids)
Biological process (GO): synapse organization; protein phosphorylation; homophilic cell-cell adhesion
Cellular component (GO): plasma membrane; axon; neuronal cell body
Molecular function (GO): protein kinase activity; ATP binding; protein binding
Source: RefSeq, a predicted model, not a curated record